AUGGCUUCACCAUAUCGACGCUCCGAGCCCUCGAGGUCCAGCCCUGCCCGACACACGAAUGGUCUUCAUCGCUCGCACAGGGACAGUAUGACCGUCAACGGCUCCUCGACACUUCUCGAGGAACUUUCCCAGCUUCUCAUAGACGACGAUCGCGCAUUUAGGAAGGAGCUUGACGACCAAUCGCUCAAGCAACAGAAGCUCCACGUUGAAGCACUCGAGAAAGCGCUGGCUCAGCAUGAAGCUGUCAGGAGGUCUGCAGAGCAGAUGCACGAAAAAAUCCAGAUCGAGAUUGAAGCAGAACGCAAGCGACAGGAAGCCGAGGCGGAGCGCCAGCUGGACGAGGCGCGGCGAAUCGCUGCCCAGCAGGAACAGCAGCGUCAGGAGGAGCGCCAAGCACGUGAGACGGCCUUGAAGCGACAGCAGGAACAGGUAGCACAGCGUGCAGCGGCCAAGAAGAAAGAGGAGGAAGAAGCAGAGCAAGCCCGCCAGAGGGCAGCGAAGGAGAAGGAGGAUGCGGAAAGGAAGGCCAGGGAGCAGGCUGAAGCGCAAAAGGCCGCCCAGGAACAGAAGGCAGACGCCGAGAAGCAAGCCGCGGCGGCAGCGGCAGCUUCUGCCGCUGCUCCUACUCCAACGCAGGCCGCGACUAGUCAGGCGAAUGGUAUUGGAGCUGCUGGGCCAUGUUCGACCACAUUGACAGAAGCGCCUGCGAGAUUACUGCCCACUGGGAUCGUGACAGCUACCUCAGAACGUGAUGCCAUAAACCAAGCCUAUCGCGAGAUCCACAAAAAACUCAAGGAUGUACGAAAGCAGGUCGAGGAGCUAGGGAGACUCGACAGCAAUUUCAAGGAACUGAUGAGCGGCGCAAGUCGUGAAAUAACGCAGACUGUUGGUCAGCUGAAUAUGGCGAACAAGUCGGUCAACGCGCAGAAGACUCGCAAGGUUAAAGCCAUACUUGAGACUGCUGUAAAGAUGGACGCGCCAAGGGUGGACGCAUCUCGCUUUCUCCAUCCGGCCCCCGAAGAACCAGUCGAGGUGCCGUUGACAUUCAUCUACAUCGUCAACAUUUUUGUCAAAAGCACCUUGAAAGCACUGAACACGGAGGUCUCAACUAAACCUCCAAGUGACCGAGCUGCUUCCGCGGACCCUCUGGGCAUCAUGGUGGCACAAAUCUUUGCUCUGCCGGAAUUUUAUGUCAAGCAACGGUCCCUAAUCGACAUCCUUUGGGCGAAGCUCCACGUCGCAUGUCCUAUGCUCUUCGGAUUACCAUACGUCCAGGGGCAGAAAGGCAUCAGGAAUACUCCGGCUGCAUACGCUUCUGGUUUUGCGGCAAUCACGCUUCGCGACUUCUCGAACUCUGUCCGCCAAAAUCCGGCACCCAAUAGACUCUUCUGGGAAUCGUUCGCUCGCGUACUGAACCUGCCGCCGGAUGAUCGGAAACGGUCUCAGUACGAGAUCUUGACAUCGUUCCUCUCGCCUGGUUUUGUUGAACGCUUCAUCAAGUUCUACGGACAGGCAGCGAUCGUUGUGCUGAGGAUGGCAUUGGAUGAGUUUCCGGCGCAUGUGAUGGCGCAGGGCCCGGAUCCAAACAAGGUUCGUCCAUACGCACUCAUUCUACAGGGUAUGAAGUACAAUCUGGAUACCGCACUAUGUCUCAGCUUGUAG
Fulvia fulva is the source of this 1662-nucleotide messenger RNA. RefSeq names its product Nucleoporin GLE1. Gene Ontology annotation, cellular component: nuclear pore cytoplasmic filaments; nuclear pore; cytoplasm. The transcript has 2 exons. Gene Ontology annotation, molecular function: inositol hexakisphosphate binding; translation initiation factor binding; phospholipid binding. The record is from RefSeq and is a predicted model, not a curated record. Gene Ontology annotation, biological process: poly(A)+ mRNA export from nucleus; regulation of translational termination; regulation of translational initiation. Bases 1 to 1662 code for a protein of 553 amino acids. Lineage: Eukaryota; Fungi; Ascomycota; Dothideomycetes; Mycosphaerellales; Mycosphaerellaceae.